This is a messenger RNA of Gongylonema pulchrum, 216 nucleotides long. Lineage: Eukaryota; Metazoa; Nematoda; Chromadorea; Rhabditida; Gongylonematidae. The record is from the annotation of a GenBank genome assembly.
AUGAGUUUUUCGCUCAUCCACUUCUACAUUCUUGCUUGCAUUCUGUUUUUGCGGAACGAUUAUAAUCGCUUGGCCGUCCUGUGGAUAUCUGCUGUUGAUGGGUUAUUGUUCCAGGUCUAUUUUAUUGAUUCAUAUCGCAUGUUUAUUGAUUUAGAGAAAAAGUUGCAUGACGAAUUGCGAACUGCGGUACGACUUCUUGAUUGGGGCCGGUGUUAG